Yarrowia lipolytica CLIB122 is the source of this 996-nucleotide messenger RNA. RefSeq lists its product as uncharacterized. Lineage: Eukaryota; Fungi; Ascomycota; Dipodascomycetes; Dipodascales. Gene Ontology annotation, molecular function: 2-oxoglutarate-dependent dioxygenase activity. The record is from RefSeq and is a predicted model, not a curated record.
AUGGUCUCACACGAAAAGCUCGAAAAGGGCAUGCUCAAGCAGAUGGAGCUCCAACAGGUGUUUUUGCCCGCGGAAAUCUCCGAGUUCGAGACGCCUCCCACGCCCACCCAGCUCGCCAAACAGGUGGGUCUGGGCUUUCCCAUGGUAAUCAAGAAGAUUGAUUUGCCGUGUUUUGGCAAAUGGAACGCAGCCUACCUCAAGGAGAAACUGGGCGAGAACCUGGUAGUGAGUAUCGCGGAAACCCCGCUGGGAAACGCGGAUUCGCCUCUCAACACAACUGACGGAUCUGUGUUUGUCAAGCCCCACACGGCAGAAAUGCCCUUUGGGGAGUUUGUCGAUUCGCUGCAGGGAUCAAACAGCUUUGACAGCCACAAGCCGGUGCGAUACCUGCAGAACCAGGAUGGAUGCAUGGCCACAGCCUACAAAAUUUUGAUGGAAGACUUGGUGGACAACUUUGAAUGGGCAGACGAGGUUCUAGGAGUGCCUGAAUUGGUCAACUUGUGGGUUGGGGACACGCGAACCACCUCGAGACUGCAUUGCGACUCAUUUGAGAACCUGUAUAUACAAGUGCGAGGAAUCAAGAAGUUCUACUUGAUCCCUCCUACCGAGGUGUACUGUCUGGAUGAGCAGUUCCUGACUUCAGCUACAUAUGUACCUGAUGGUCAAGGGGGGUACAAUGUUGUGAACGAUGAGAAUAUGCCCAAGACGCUUUUCCCUACCGUUAACCCGGCCGAUGAGAAGACCCACAACCCCAUCUACAGAAAGUAUUGCCGACCGUUUGUGGUGGAGUUGCAUGAGGGAGAAGUUCUAUACAUUCCUUCGCUGUGGUAUCAUCAGGUGCAGAUUGUGGAGACCCCCGAAGACGACGCCAAUGUGAGUGUCAACUAUUGGUAUCCCGCCAACUGCGCUAUGCCUCAGUACAUGAAGCAUGACUAUCUGAGAUACACAUCGCUCAUGUUGAGAGGAUACCAGGAUGAGAACUACGAGAGUGAUUAG